AUGGAUCCGAUAGCCGCGGUAGCAGCGCACAUGCACGAUCUCGUCUCCUCGGUCCCCGGGAUCAAGGCGCUCCUCCUGGACCAAGAGACGUCCCGGAUCAUUUCGUUAGCAACGAACCAAUCGACCCUUCUCUCGCAUUCCGUCCUACUCAUCGAAACGCUCAAGCGAUCCAAGAAGCCCUCCAACGCGCUUUCUUCCGUCCGCGCAGUAGCCUUUCUGCGGCCCACAGCAGAAAACAUCCAUCUUCUGCGAGCAGAGCUGCAUGCGCCGCGCUUCGCGUCCUACAAACUCUGCUUCACAAACAUCUUGCGCCGCUCAUUCAUCGAAGAGAUUGCUGAUGCAGACUUAUCGGAACGCGUGACAGAUGUGAGGGAGCUGUUUGCGGAUUUCUAUCCGCUGCAUCGCACUCUGCUCUCUUUUGCCGUCGUACCGUGCUUGCCAGCCAUGGAGGGGACGGGUGCGAACCUGCGCAGUCUAGCGCUGGAGCGUACUGUGGAUGGCGUCAUUGCGAGCUUGCUAGCGAUCAAGAGGCGGCCAAGGGUGAGGUUCCAGAAGGCCUCAUCUUUGAGUUGCGCGAUCGCGGAGAGAGUUGUCGUACGCAUGGAACAAGAGAAUGAGUUGUUCCAAUUUCGGAAACGCGACAGCGAGCCGCUCUUGAUUGUGCUAGAUAGAAGGGAGGAUCCUGUCACGCCGCUGCUCAAUCAGUGGACGUAUGAGGCGAUGGCGCAUGAAUUGAUCGGAGUGGAAUUCAAUCGCGUCAGCCUGAAGGACGCGCCCAACGUCCCCGACGAUUUUCAAGAGCUUGUUCUCGAUCCUGUAGAAGAUGAGUUUUUCCGACAGAAUCGCUACAAGAACUUUGGCGACCUGGGCGUUAGUCUGAAAAAUAUGGUGGAUCAAUUUCGAGUGCAGAGCCAGAGUAGGAGUAACUUGAGCACUAUCGAAGACAUGAUGAAGUUUGUCGGAAACUAUCCAGAGUUUCGGAAAACGUCGUCUAACGUGAGCAAGCAUGUGGCAUUGGCGGGUGAACUAUCGCGUUUGGUCGGCGAAAUGAAUCUUUUGGAAGUGUCGCAACUAGAGCAAGACUUGGCCUGUCGCGAAGCAGAAGCAGACCAUCGGAAACGUAUCAUGGAACUCUUGUCGAAGCCAAAUGUGAGCAAAUCAGACAAGUUGCGUAUAGUGAUGCUCUAUGGCUUGAGGUAUGAGGGCACUAACGACCGCGGGCUGCCACUGAUGAAGGACGCGCUCCACAGGAUUGGACUGGGAUCUGAUGGUAUACAUCUUAUUACGGCCGUAAAGGAAUAUGCGGGAGCAGCCAGGCGAUCUUCCGAUGUGUUUUCGAAUCGUUCUUUUUUCGCCAUGGCAAGCAACACGGUUCGUCGAGGAAUAGGCGGAGUGGAUAACAUAUAUACACAACAUGAGCCCCUCCUCGUGUACACGAUUGAUGACCUUUUACGAGGUAAGCUAAAGGCCAUGGAAUAUCCUCUUACUCGAGCAGAGGAUGACCUACAAGGACUGAGCAUUUUGGGUCGUAGUGAAACUGGCGCUUCGCCUUUCAUCCCCGCCCCUCGAGAGCUUGUAAUUGUGAUUGCUGGCGGCGUGACAUACGAGGAAGCCAAAUGCAUAUCUGCCAUCAACAGGGAGAAGAACGCAUUCAUCCCUCCUGAGGGUUCCACAACAGCGUCAGCAGCGGCAGCAGCUCAUCAGCUGAAAGCCCAAAUCAUUCUCGUUGGGAGCUGUGUACACAAUUCCACUUCCUUCGCGGUUGAAAUAUUGCGCAAUGCAACCGGCCAAAAAGUGCCGCACUUCGUGCGCCCAAGACGAUAG
This is a messenger RNA of Chondrus crispus (carragheen), 1824 nucleotides long. RefSeq lists its product as hypothetical. NCBI's taxonomy places the organism in Eukaryota, Rhodophyta, Florideophyceae, Gigartinales, Gigartinaceae. The coding region runs from base 1 to 1824 and encodes 607 amino acids. Gene Ontology annotation, biological process: vesicle-mediated transport; intracellular protein transport. The transcript has a single exon. The record is from RefSeq and is a predicted model, not a curated record. Gene Ontology annotation, cellular component: Golgi membrane.